Metschnikowia bicuspidata var. bicuspidata NRRL YB-4993 is the source of this 986-nucleotide messenger RNA. It is a transcript of the gene VPS24, whose product is annotated as ESCRT-III subunit protein. Lineage: Eukaryota; Fungi; Ascomycota; Pichiomycetes; Serinales; Metschnikowiaceae. The record is from RefSeq and is a predicted model, not a curated record. Gene Ontology annotation, biological process: protein transport; endosome transport via multivesicular body sorting pathway; late endosome to vacuole transport. Gene Ontology annotation, cellular component: multivesicular body; ESCRT III complex. The coding region runs from base 273 to 950 and encodes 225 amino acids. The transcript has 2 exons.
CAGGCAACUGUCAAUGUCAAAACACGGUCAUCAUUCUUGGCUCGUCACGUGAUGCACAUAAACAAGAAUUGUUUCUGCCUUUUUCGUUUGAUAUACUUGAAAUUAAUCUCGAAAAAAUACUCUGGAAUGGCUGUUACAACCUCUAGUGUAUGCCAUCAUAGCUCAAAUUGCUAAGUAUCACCACACACACCCGUGCAUCUCACGUUUUAUCUUAUCGCAGGUCAGAGUUGAGCUGACCCACACAGCUCCAGAGAUAUCAUCAUCGUGGCAAAAUGGAGUAUAUUAAAACUGCUAUUUGGGGCCCCGAUCCCAAAGAUCAAAUGCGGAAAAUCAACCUGCUUCUUCGGAAAAACAAAAGAGAACUUGACCGGUCGCUUGGUCAACUCCAGCCUCUCAAAAAAAAAACUGAAGGGCUUAUUAAGAAAGCAGCCAAAUCAGGCGAUGCGAAAACGGCGAAGAUCUAUGCUCGCGAGUUGAUUAAUGUGAACAAUCAGUACAAAAAACUACACCUCUCCAAAACAAGACUCGAGCUGAUUACGAUGGCUGUCAAUGAGCAAUGGCAAAUGAAGAAAUUGACCCAAUCAAUGCAGGCGCUGACUGGGGUCAUGAAAGAUGUGAACUCGUUGAUCCAUGUGGGCGCAAUCACCAACACGAUGCAAGAAUUAUCGAAAGAACUAAUGAAGGCAGGAAUCAUUAAUGAAAUGGUGGACGAUAUGGUGGAUUUAGAUGUUGACGACGAAUUGGAAGAGGAAUCUCAAGAGGAAGUGAACAAGAUAAUCCAGGGGUUAACCGAAGAUAAGUUUUCGAAGAUAGAAAGCGAGGUUCCCUCAUCUGAAUUACCGGUACAAGAGACCUCUUCUGUUUCUGACCCGGUCGAACAAGAACAAGAAGAAGACGAGAAUUUGCUCAAUGAGAUGCAACAGCGUCUUCGUGCCUUACAAGAAUCUUGAAGAGUGAAUAUCUUGCAGAGUAUGGGGACGCGUAGC